CUGUGGGAACGGAGCAAUGCCAUCCAGAGGCAGAAGCGGAGUCUCUAUCUAUCUGAGUCCAUGUCUCUUCACCGUUCCCACAAGCGUCGUCAGCGUGCCGCCUGCUGUUCUACCUCUGGAUUUAAGUCCGCCGGAUUACCGCUAGGACUUCCACAUCAUUGUUGGACGCUGCCACCUUUAAAUGGGAGGCAAAGUUCCUCCGUGGACUGCACAAAUGGUGACAAACACCUUGAUUUUUCAUGCUUCUUUGAUAGCUUCCUAGCAUUAAAGAUGAUUUCACUUUUCUUGAGCAAAAGUCUUUUUAUAUGUGGAGUCAUUUUUUUGUAAUGCCUGAAAGUAGGACUAGUUACAUUUUGAACUUGUCUAUGGAGGGAAUCUUUAUGGUGUUGAAAAUUUGUGAAGAAAAGCAUCAUCCUUUUCCAAAGCCAUCCUUGCUUCAUGAGAUCAAAAUGUGACUGUAGCACUUUCACUCUACGAUAUAUUCGUGUGUGUGGCGAGUGUACAUUGGACUGCAGGUGAACUUGCAUCUUUCCCAGUUCUUCCAUCUCCGCGCCCACUAAACUGUUCCCUGUUAACCCACUUAGGGUUCCCCUGUGGGGGUUUCUCUACAACCUUUCGUCCUACUCCAGAUUUUGCAGCAAGCAAAAGCUCCAGCAGCAGAAGGGGCGCAGGAAAGGAAGACACCCCCCUCCCAAAGUUGAGAGGGGGGUGGGAAAAUGGCAGCUCUUGCUAGCUCACUCAUCAGACAGAAACGGGCAGUCAAGGACGACCAAACCAAUCGACCGGUAGCCAACAAGCGGAAGCCCUGUCCAAAGAGCAACAAGUCCCUGUGCCAGAAACAGAUCCUGGUUCUCAUCUCCAAAGUAAGACUGUGUGGGGGUCGCAAAGGUCGCAACGAGAAGAGACCAGAGCCACAACUGAAAGGCAUUGUGUCCCGCCUGUAUAGCCAACAUGGAUAUUACCUACAGAUGCAGCCCGAUGGCACCAUGGAUGGCACAAGAGAUGAGAGCAGCUUAUUCUCGCAGUUUAACCUAAUUCCCGUGGGACUGCGGAUUGUGGCAAUCCAGGGUGCAAAGACGGGGCUGUAUCUUGCCAUGAAUAGUGACGGAUACCUCUAUACUUCUGAUCAUUUCACUCCAGAGUGUAAGUUCAAGGAGAGUGUGUUUGAGAACUACUACGUCACGUACUCCUCAAUGCUCUAUCGGCAGACCCAGUCUGGUCGUGCUUGGUAUAUCGGUAUCAACCGUGACGGCCAGGUCAUGAAGGGGAACCGGGUAAAGAAGAACAAAGGAGCCGCGCACUUCCUGCCUAAAGUUAUCGAGGUUGCAAUGUAUAAGGAGCCGUCGCUACAUGAGCUCACGAGUGAGCCUGUGAGUCCUCCACGGAAGACCACUAAAACAUCCGAUUCCCCGUCCUUAAAAAAUGGACGGAAAGAAGCUCCCAAGGCUGACGCCUCAUAGCACAGGAGACAGAGGGUGGGUCAGAGGGCAACAGUGACACAAAGUCACCCAUCAUGCACGGAUGACGGCUGCUGGGUGAAUGGCCCUCAUGGUGCGCUAUGAGAUGAAGGGUGAGCAGUCCAUCAGCUGACAUGAUGAGAGAGGAGUCCCACCCCACUUUUGUCAUCACAGAAUGACAGACCUGGACCCUGGCCGUAACUUUCACCCCUUCCCCACGCCCAUGCCAAUGUCUCUAAGCCAGCCCCUAUAAAUUUCUUGAUGCUCA
Molecule: messenger RNA, 1725 nt
Organism: Syngnathus typhle (broad-nosed pipefish)
Lineage: Eukaryota; Metazoa; Chordata; Actinopteri; Syngnathiformes; Syngnathidae
Gene: fgf11b
Product: fibroblast growth factor 11b
Exons: 5
Coding region: 717-1460 (247 amino acids)
Biological process (GO): positive regulation of protein phosphorylation; positive regulation of gene expression; animal organ morphogenesis
Cellular component (GO): cytoplasm
Molecular function (GO): fibroblast growth factor receptor binding; growth factor activity
Source: RefSeq, a predicted model, not a curated record